Messenger RNA from Aspergillus vadensis CBS 113365, 870 nucleotides. RefSeq names its product protein lcl2 (gene lcl2). The record is from RefSeq and is a predicted model, not a curated record. Bases 87 to 467 code for a protein of 126 amino acids. The transcript has 2 exons. NCBI's taxonomy places the organism in Eukaryota, Fungi, Ascomycota, Eurotiomycetes, Eurotiales, Aspergillaceae.
GCUUUGAUCUGCAAUUUAGUUUGCUUCGCCUUUUUUUGGUUUUGGACAUACUGCUCGGUUGUUUGUCGAGUCUCCCUCAGUUCGCUAUGUUCUCUUGGAUUCGGCUCCUCGGAGCCCUUCUUCUACUUGCCUCUGUGGCUCAUGCGCAGUUCCAGUUCUUUGAGCAUAUGUUUGGAGGCGGCGGUGGCGGCGGUGGUGGUCACCAGGGUCGUCAGCAGGCGGCGCAGAAUGUUCCGAGUGAUAGCUCGCGGUAUCAGAGUCAGUGGGAUUCAGCCCAUUGCGAUAAAUACCUCUGUCCUGGUACCCUCGCAUGCGUCCAUUUUCCGCACCAUUGCCCGUGUCCGCACCCCGACGUCGAAGAGAAGGUUGAACUUGGUGAAGGAAGUGCCGUUUGUGUGUCGAAGGGAGGAUACAAGGCCGGUGAGGCGGCGCGGAAGAUUGAGUUGGCGCGCAAGGGUCUUUUGUGAUUGAGUUGUCGCAGAAGGUGGUGUAUUGCUUUCAGCUGGAUUGGGAAUACAUCAGUGUUGGUGUUGGUGUAUAUCAGCUCUGGAUAUAUCUUGGGGAGCCUGCUGUUCUGGUGCUAUUUCUGAGGCCUGCGCGUUGUUCUGCGUCGUGGUUGAGUGGUUCUUGCAGCAUUAUUGCCUUAUUAGUGUCAAAGCGCCCUUGGAUAUUGCACAGCCAGCUGCUUUUGUGCUAUGAAUAGCCAGCAGCUUGAUUCCCGGGACAUCGCCUUACGCUCUGGUUUUUGAUCAGAGGCACCAGACCGUACUUGAUUCAUAUAUCCUGGGCAUCUGCGCUUACUUCUCUGCGUGGUUACAGCAAAUAAUAUACAUUCCAAUGUCAACUUCAUCAGUACUGACUGUCCAAAGC